AUGGUUGGUGUGGAUCCUAAUAAUGACAUGUAUCCUAUUGCGUAUGCAAUGGCUGAGGUGGAGAAUUAUGAAACAUGGUCAUGGUUUUGUCAAUUGUUGGCAGAGGACCUUGGAAUUGAAAACAGCAGAGGAUAUGUCUUUAUCACAGACAAGCAAAAAGGCUUAAUUGAUGCAGUACAUGAUCAUUUUCCAAACGCUGAGCAUAGACACUACCUCAAACACUUAGAAGCAAAUUUUUUGCUUGCUGGUCACAAAGGAUUGGUGUUGAAAUUGCAAAUGGAGAAAAUCGCAAGGAGCACAACCAUUCCAUGGUGGGAUGCUGAGAUGAAAAAGAUGAGACAGCUGAACCAAGCUGCAUUUGAUUGGGUGGCGGUCUUAGAUCCAUCACAAUGGUGCAGAGCUCACUUUAAAACUCAUUCCAAGUGUGACAUCCUUUUGAAUAAUAUGUGUGAGGCUUUUAACGGUGUCCUUGUAGAGGAUUUUGGGAUUUUGGAGAAAACGAAGAAAGAAUCAGCUUGGUGCAUUCUAAAGCUUGUUGGGGAUAGUUUAUAUGAGGUCAAAAACCAUGAUGGAAGUCAGGUUGUGGUUGAUUUGGCGAUGCAUUGUUGUUCAUGUAGGAGAUGGGAUAUUACUGGGAUCCUAUGCAAGCAUGCUUGUGCUGCCAUUGGCCAAUUAAAUAGGGAUCUUAUUGCUUAUGUUGAUGCUUGUUACAAGAAGAAGGCAUUUAUGAGAGUUUAUAGUCCAAUGGUUCAUCCAAUGACAAGUGAAGACUUGUGGCCUAAGUGUCAUAGGCCUCCUUUGAUGCCACCACUUUAUCACAAACAACCUGGGAGACAAAAGAAGAAGAGGAUGAGGUCAGCAGGUGAACAACCAAGCAAAUCUAAUCAUACAGCCACCAAGUUACAGAGGUAUAACUUGGAAACCAAGUGUUCACUUUGUAGACAAGAAUGCCAUAAUAGGAGGAGUUUCCCUAAGGCAAAAGAAGGCAGCAGCAGUCAGGUGAAGGAAUCUGCCCAAGAUACGACAUCAACCAAAAGGUUUACAAGACAAUCAAAAGCCAAGCAACUUGUGAGAAAAAGGUUGGAAACUGGCCAGUGUUCUCAAACUCCACAUGGUUCUGAAACAGCCCAAGCUUCCCAAAUUGCCCCGGCCUCAGCAUCUCAAACUGCCCUACCUUCAGAAACUAUACAAGCAUCUCAAACUGGCCCAGCUUCUUAA
Molecule: messenger RNA, 1218 nt
Organism: Prunus mume (Japanese apricot)
Lineage: Eukaryota; Viridiplantae; Streptophyta; Magnoliopsida; Rosales; Rosaceae
Source: RefSeq, a predicted model, not a curated record